Caenorhabditis angaria is the source of this 4774-nucleotide messenger RNA. NCBI's taxonomy places the organism in Eukaryota, Metazoa, Nematoda, Chromadorea, Rhabditida, Rhabditidae. The record is from the annotation of a GenBank genome assembly.
AUGAAACCAAAAGUUAAUCCUGAAGACGAUAUAACACUCGGCAAACUAUCUGCGCUGCCAAAAAUCAAGGAGAAACCACCAAAUUUUUUCGAUGUGGUGAGUAUAUUUUUCUGACUGAGUUGACUUUGGGGUUCUAAUUUUCUACACUAUUCACUCUUGGUAUUUUUCUUUUUGAAAUGUUGAUUUUCAGUUCCGAUAUUCUGAUUGGAAAGAUUGGGCUUUGUUAUUCGGUGGAGUCAUAUUCAGUAUCUUCAGUGGAGCCCUAGUUCCAUUCAACAGUUUGAUCUUCGAAGGAAUCACAAAUGUUCUAAUGGCUGGUGAAGCUGAAUAUAACAACGGAACUCUAAACAUGCCCUGGUUCAGCAGUGAAAUCAAAUACUAUUGCCUCGAUUAUUUCUACCUUGGUGUCGCCCUUUUCAUCGUCUCAUAUUUAUCCAAUGCCUGUCUUUACACAAUGUGCGAACGUCGUCUUCAUUGUGUUCGAAAGAAUUAUCUUCGAGCUGUUCUCCGACAAGAUGCACGUUGGUUUGAUGAGCAUACAAUUGGUGGUUUGACACAGAAAAUGAGCAGUGGAAUUGAGAAGAUUAAGGAUGGAAUUGGAGACAAGAUUGGUGUUUUGGUAUCGGGUGUGGCGACUUUUAUUAGUGGUGUUGGAUUAGGAUUUUAUAUGUGUUGGCAAUUAACAUUGGUUAUGCUUAUUACGGUUCCACUUCAACUUGGUUCAAUGUAUCUUUCAGCAAAGGUGAGCGAAGGUUUCGAAGGUUUUAUUCCACAUGUGUUAUUUUGAUCUUCAAACGUCCCAAAAUCUAUCAAAAUUAAGUUGUGUCCCCAGGUCCCAAUAAAAUAAUUUUUCCCCAUUUUUACUAAGUCGGCGGGGAACCUAUUCUAGGUGAAAAGCUGUUUUAGAGAGGGCCGAAUUUUAUGAUUAUUUUCAGCAUCUCUCACGCGCCACUAAAAACGAAAUGUCAGCAUAUUCCAACGCUGGUGGAAUGGCGAAUGAAGUAAUCGCUGGAAUUCGAACUGUCAUGGCAUUUAAUGCACAGCCUUUCGAAAUCAAUAGAUACUCUCAACAAUUAAAUGCUGCCAGAAAAAUGGGUAUUCGUAAAGCGGUCAUUCUUGCUAUUUGUAGUGCUGUUCCAAUGGUUUUGAUGUUUGCAGCUAUGGCAAUCGCAUUUUGGUUAGUGUUUUUUUUGUUUUUGUUUUGACUUUGCACAGUUUUUUUUCCAACAAAGAAAACAAAUUGAAAUCGAAAUUAUCAUAAUCCUCUGAAUUUGCAUAAACAUCAAAAUAUUUGUUUUCUCUUUUUUCCAGGUAUGGUGCAACUUUGGUUGCUGCUGGUGUUGUUGCUCCUGGUGCUAUUUUCGGUGUCUUCUGGGCGGUUCUGAUUGGAACAAGAAGAUUGGGUGAAGCUGCACCACAUCUUGGAGCAAUUACUGGUGCAAGAUUAGCUAUUCGUGAUAUUUUCAAAGUUAUCGAUAAUGUUCGUAAACUUUUUUUGUUCUAAUUUUUUGAUAACGAAUUUUUUUAGGAACCACAUAUCAAUUGCACAUCAAAAGAAGGCUUGAAACCAGAUAGAAUUCAAGGAAAAUUGACAUUCGAAAAUAUCGAGUUCACAUAUCCAACAAGACCAGAAGUCAAAAUUUUGAAAGGUGUUACUUUCGAAGUAAACCCUGGUGAAACAGUCGCACUUGUUGGUCAUUCAGGAUGCGGAAAAUCAACAAGUAUCGGACUUUUGAUGCGAUUCUAUGAUCAAGAAGCUGGUGUCAUCAAACUCGAUGGUAUUCCAAUUCGUGAUUAUAAUAUUCAAUGGCUUCGUAGUACCAUCGGAAUUGUUCAACAAGAACCAAUCAUUUUUGUUGCCACAGUUUCCGAAAAUAUUCGAAUGGGAGAUCAAUCAAUUACCGAUGAAGAUAUUCGUGAUGCCUGUAAUCAAGCUAAUGCAAAUGAGUUUAUUAUGAAAUUAAGUGAUGGUUAUGACACGGUCAUCGGCGCUGGAGCUGUUCAACUUUCUGGUGGACAAAAACAACGUGUUGCUAUUGCGCGGGCUCUUGUUAGAAAACCACAAAUUCUUCUUCUUGAUGAAGCCACAAGUGCAUUAGAUACUGAAAGUGAACGGAUGGUUCAAGGAGCAUUGGAUAAAGCAUCAAAGGGUAGAACUACUUUGUGUAUUGCUCACAGAUUGAGCACAAUUCGAAAUUCUGACAAGAUUUUGGUGUUUGAUCAAGGGUUAAUCGUUGAAACAGGUGGGAAGAUCUUAUUUCUGAGUUACAUUCAAAAUUCAAUUUUUAGGAAGCCAUGAUGAAUUGAUGGCCCUUCAAGGAAUUUACAGUAACAUGGUGAAAGCACAAGAAAUCGAACGAGCGAAAGAAGACACAACUCUAGAUGGUGUGUGCUUCUGCAAUUUUGCAGCAAAUCGACGUCCUUUAGGCUAGUCCUAACCAACUAGACUUUUUUUUUGUUUUUUUCUAACGCCUGACGUUGAUUUGCAGCUUGCGAAACAAAUUUGAAUUAUUUUUUUUCAAAAAAAAUUUGCAGACAGCGAGGAUGAAGAAAUGCAUCGAUCAUUCCAUCGUGACACAGUCACAUCGGAUGAGGAGCGCGAGCAGCAGGAGAGUCUGGCGCGGGACUCGACUCGUCUCCGACAAAGUAUGAUUAGUACAACAACACAGGUGCCAGAUUGGGAAAUUGAGAGGUGAGCAGGGCUUGGAAUCGAGGAUGAUGAUACCGUAGUGACGAAUACCAAUCUUUGUGAUCUACAAUUCAAAAAAAAAAUCUUUAACAUUUUUUCCAGUGCUCGUGAAGAAAUGCUCGAAGAAGGUGGAAUGGAAGCAUCAUUGCUAGACAUUUUCCGAUAUGCCAGUCCAGAAAUGCGAAAUGUUGGAAUCGCCCUCGUUUUCACAUUCAUCCGUGGUCUUACUUGGCCUAUCUUCUCAAUCGUAUACGGUCAACUUUUCAAAAUUCUAUCAGCUGGCGGUGAUAAUAUCUCCAGUGCCGCGCUUUUGAACUCUCUCUGGUUUGUUCUCCUUGCAAUCAGUUCUGGAAUCAGCACUUUUAUUUCUGGAGGAUUACUUGGAAAAGCUGGAGAAACAAUGAGUGGGAGAUUGAGAAUGGAUGUUUUUAGAGUGAGUUUGAGUUAAAAUAAUUUUUCAUACAUUUAUAAAUCAAUCGAAAUUCUUCAGAAUAUCAUGCAACAAGAUGCUAGCUACUUCGACGAUCCAAAACAUAACGUCGGAGCUCUCACAUCUCGUCUCGCUACUGAUGCUCCAAAUGUUCAAGCUGCUAUUGAUCAAAGAUUGGCUGAAGUUCUUACUGGUGUUGUCUCACUCUUCUCUGGUGUUGGUGUUGCAUUCUACUUCGGAUGGAAUAUGGCACCAAUCGGUUUAGCAACUGCUGCAUUACUUGUUGUUAUGCAAAGUGGAGUCGCACAAUAUUUGAAAUUCAGAGGACAACGGGAUAUGGAAUCAGCCAUUGAAGCAAGUAGAGUGAGUUUAAAAACAAUCUGAAUUGAAGUGUUCAAAAAUUAAAUUAUUGUAGAUUGUUACUGAAUCAAUUUCAAAUUGGCGAACUGUUCAAGCGUUGACAAAACAAGAUUAUAUGUAUGAAGCAUAUAAGGCAGCAUCUGUCAAACCACACAGAAGAGCAAUUGUCAGAGGAUUGUAUACCGCUUUAUCAUUUGCCUUGGCUGGAAGUUUUGUUCUCUUCAAUUUUGCUAUCGCCUACAUGUUUGGUCUUUGGCUCGUUUCAAAUAAUUGGAGCACACCAUACACCAUUUUCCAGUAUGUUUCUGGUAUCCAUUUUCUUAAAAUUUUUUUUUAAAAAAACUUUUCAGAGUAAUCGAGGCAUUGAAUAUGGCAUCAUUCAGUGUUAUGAUGGCUGCAUCAUAUUUCCCCGAAUAUAUUCGAGCUCGAAUUUCUGCUGGUAUCAUGUUCACAAUGAUUCGACAAAAAUCAAUUAUUGAUAAUCGUGGAAUUGUUGGUGAUACUCCACCAAUUAAGGGAAAUAUUCUUCUUCGUGGGGUUUAUUUUGCAUAUCCAAAUCGACGAAGACAAUUGGUUUUGGAUGGAUUCAACAUGUCUGCGAAAUUCGGACAAACUGUGGCUCUCGUUGGUCCUUCUGGUUGUGGUAAAAGUACAACAAUUCAGCUUAUUGAGCGGUAUUAUGAUGCAUUAUGUGGAUUAGUGGUAUGUUGAAUCUAUUUUUAUGAAAGAGUAGCUUUCAAAAAAAAUUACAGAGAAUUGAUGAUCAUGACAUUCGAGAUAUUUCAAUAAAACAUCUUCGUGAUAACAUUGCGCUCGUUGGUCAAGAACCCACAUUGUUUAAUUUGACAAUUCGGGAAAAUAUUACCUACGGACUUGAUAAUAUUUCACAAGAUGCUGUGGAAAAAGCUGCAACUCUUGCAAAUAUUCACACUUUUGUUAUGGGACUUCCAAAUGGAUAUGAUACUUCAGUUGGUGCUGGUGGUGGUCGACUUUCUGGCGGACAAAAACAACGGAUUGCAAUCGCCCGUGCUAUUGUAAGAGAUCCAAAGAUUCUAUUGCUUGAUGAAGCAACAUCAGCGCUCGACACAGAAAGUGAGAAAAUUGUGCAAGAAGCGUUGGAUAAGGCGAGACUUGGAAGAACUUGUGUUGUAAUUGCUCAUCGAUUAUCAACAAUUCAGAAUGCUGACAAGAUUAUUGUUUGUCGAAAUGGUAAAGCGAUUGAGGAGGGAACACAUCAAACAUUGUUGGCGAGACGUGGAUUAUAUUAUCGACUGGUUGAAAAACAAUCUGGAUAG